Messenger RNA from Pogoniulus pusillus (Red-fronted tinkerbird), 1030 nucleotides. It is a transcript of the gene DUOXA2, whose product is annotated as dual oxidase maturation factor 2. Gene Ontology annotation, cellular component: endoplasmic reticulum membrane. The record is from RefSeq and is a predicted model, not a curated record. Gene Ontology annotation, biological process: protein transport. NCBI's taxonomy places the organism in Eukaryota, Metazoa, Chordata, Aves, Piciformes, Lybiidae. The coding region runs from base 57 to 1019 and encodes 320 amino acids. The transcript has 7 exons.
UCAGCACAACGUUUCCUUGUCCGCCUGGGGAGUCGUGAGGCUUCUGGAGGCUCAGGAUGACUCUCUUCGAUGGCGUCUACCCCUUCUACCCCCAGCAGAGGAAGGCUGCUGUGUUUGACAUCAGCACCAUCAUCGUGAUCGUGGUCUUCCUAACGCUGGCUUGCAGCUUCCUGCUCAUCACCCCGGGCAUCCGCGGGCGGGCAAGGCUGUACUGGACUCUCCGGGUUCUCCUCAGCCUGGCCGUGGGGAUGGUGAUCGUGGCUGUGCAGUUCACGGGGGACUGGGAGCGCGGCUGGGCGAGGGCCAACACCUCCUACAAGUCCUUCAGCCCCGCGCUGGUGAGCGCAGACAUCGGGCUGCACGUUGGGCUGGCGGGGGUCAAUGUCACGCUGCUGGGGGCCCCGGUGAGGCAGCUCAACGAGACCAUCGACUACAACGAGCACUUCGCCUGGGGCGCAGACUACGAGCAGAGCUACGGCGCAGGGCUGCAGAAGGGGCUGCCCACCCCCAUCCUCUACGUGGCAGAGAAGUUCCGGGCGCGGAGCCCCUGCGGCGCGCAGCAGCAGUACCGCAGCGCCGGGCGCUACGCAUCCAUCGCGCUCUGGGUGGCCUUUUGCACCUGGCUCGUCUCCAACAUGCUCUUCUCCACGCCUGCCCUCGUCUACGGCGGCUACACGCUGCUGCUCACCGGCGCCUUCCUCCUCUUCUCACUGCUCUCCUUCUCCACCGUGAGGACCUCCCUGCUCUGCCCCAUCCAGUUCGGGCCCGUGGCCCUGCACACAGCCUACGGGGGCUCCUUCUGGCUCACGCUGGCAGUGGGCCUGCUCUGCUUGCUGGCUGGGGUCACUGUUGUCCUGCUGCACCACUUCAACUUGGACCUGCUGAAAACCUUCUUUGACCUCCGUGAGGACCUAGCAGAGGAGUGCCAAGAGAUGACUCAAGUGUACAUCAACCCUCGCUUCGUGAGCAAGGGCCUGGGUCCCCUUCCACCCUCCAAACCCAGCCCCAGCAGCAUCUAGAAGAAAGCUUU